Gadus macrocephalus (Pacific cod) is the source of this 3733-nucleotide messenger RNA. RefSeq names its product mannosidase, alpha, class 1B, member 1a (gene man1b1a). Gene Ontology annotation, biological process: N-glycan processing; carbohydrate metabolic process. Lineage: Eukaryota; Metazoa; Chordata; Actinopteri; Gadiformes; Gadidae. The coding region runs from base 319 to 2430 and encodes 703 amino acids. Gene Ontology annotation, molecular function: mannosyl-oligosaccharide 1,2-alpha-mannosidase activity; calcium ion binding. Gene Ontology annotation, cellular component: endoplasmic reticulum; membrane. The transcript has 14 exons. The record is from RefSeq and is a predicted model, not a curated record.
GCGUCGAGCCUUUACUCGCGAGCUGUCACUUCCUGUUCAGUGCUGCUCAUCUUUCAUUCGUGGAAGACUUUAUUUACCAUUCAACGCCUUGAUUAAGAAGUGUUACAUCUGCAGUUACAUAGCUACCCCAGGAAAGACCGGCGCUCAGUCUCCAUGUUGUUUCUCCAUGACUGAGGAGCGGGUUUGCGUUGGAUACAAGUCAUAGGGAAUGCUAACUGGCUGCUGCUAACAGCUGACGAGCUUCUGGUUGUUGAUAUCAUGAAGGAAACGACAGGGACUGAAAGUAUGUAUGACGUCUGAGCGCCCCCCACCUCCGAGAUGUUCCCCUCCUCGAGGAAGGACUUCAUCUCUCUGACCCUGUCCGACUCCUACAACAAUGGGAAGCACCGCCGACAGUCUUGUUGGAGGAAGUGGAAACAGUUGUCUCGCCUCCAGCGGAGUUUGAUCUUCUUCCUGCUGGCUCUGAUGCUCAUCCUUGGUCUGCUGUCCUACCCCAGCCUCAACCAGGAUUGGCCCGUACCGUCAGACAGGGAGGAAUGGCUGGAGGCGGGGGAGCGGGAGCCAGAGGCCGAGCCCCCGGGGGUGAGGCCCGUUGCGGACCCAGCCAUCAGGAAUGUCCCUGGCUUCAACAAGGGUCCAGAGGUGGGCCCUCCUGCAGUCCUCCCAGGACUUCUACCGCAGGUCGUCGAAAGACCACAGGGGCCCCAAGGUCCUGUCCCCAAGAAAGCUCCUGUUAAGCUAUCCAUCGGUUGGCAGAAGCGUCCGCUAGUGAGCAGGCGUGGACCGCCGGGCUUUCAGCGCUGGAACAACGCUUCUGAUUGGCCACUGAGGAGGGAUCAGCUGGAGCAGCUGGCCGACCGGGCCGAUGAAGAGGAGGAGCAGGAGAAGGAGAACAAGAUCGUCAGCUGGCGGGGGGCCAUGAUCGAGGCGGACCAGGGGACGGAGCCCCUCCCCUCGGCUGGAGAGAGACAAGAGGGAGGGGCUGCCCUGGCAGGAAGUGAUGUCGCUGCUGCUGUUCCCGCCCCCGGCAUCGCAGUGUCCCCGGCGGCCGUUCAGGAGGUGGUGGACCGCCCGGAGGCCGUGCGUCAGGCCUUCCGCCACGCCUGGCUGGGCUAUAAGAGCUACGCCUGGGGCCACGACGAGCUGAAGCCCGUCUCCAAGACCUUCGCCGAGUGGUUCGGCCUGGGCCUCACCCUGGUGGACGCCCUGGACACCAUGUGGAUCCUGGGCCUGAAGGAGGAGUUCUCGGAGGCCCGUGGCUGGGUGGAGAAGGACCUGUCCUUCUCCAGGAACGUGGACGUGAACCUGUUCGAGAGCACCAUCCGGGUCCUCGGCGGGCUGCUGAGCACCUACCACCUGACCUCCGACCAGCUGUUCCUGGAGAAAGCUAUCGACAUCGGGUCCAGGCUGAUGCCGGCCUUCAACACCCCCUCUAAGAUCCCCUACUCGGACGUCAACAUCGGGAAGGGCACGGCCCACCCGCCCCGCUGGACCACCGACAGCACGGUGGCCGAGGUGACCAGCAUCCAGCUGGAGUUCAGAGAGCUCAGCCGCCUCACCGGGGACCCCCAGUACCAGAACGCGGUCAACGAGGUGACCAGGCUGGUGCACAACCUGGCGGGCAAGAAGGACGGCCUGGUGCCCAUGUUCAUCAACACCAACACGGGACACUUCUCCCACAAGGGGGUGUUCACGCUGGGGGCGCGCACCGACAGCUACUACGAGUACCUGCUCAAACAGUGGAUCCAGGGCGGCAAGACCGAGGACAGCCUGCUGGAGGACUACCUGCAUGCUCUGGAGGGGGUGAGGAAGCACCUGCUUCGACAGUCUGGCCCCAGCCAGCUCACCUUCGUAGGAGAACUGUCCCACAACCGCUUCAACCCCAAGAUGGACCACCUGGUGUGCUUCCUCCCGGGCACCUUGGCCCUGGGAGCCCACCACGGGCUCCCAGGGGACCACAUGGACCUGGCCCAGCAGCUGAUGGAGACGUGCCACCAGAUGUACGUCCAGAUGGAGACCGGCCUGAGCCCCGAGAUCGCCCAGUUCAACCUCCCCCCCGCCACCGACGGCCGCGACAUCCACGUCAAGACUCCAGACAGGCACAAUCUGCUGAGACCAGAGACGGUGGAGAGCUUAUUCUACCUCUACCGCUUCACCAAGGACCCCAAGUACCAGGACUGGGGCUGGGACAUCCUUCAGAGCUUCAACAAGCACACCAAGGUGGCGACUGGUGGCUACACCUCCAUCAACAACGUCCGCGACCCCGUGAACCCAGGUCCCCGGGACAAGAUGGAGAGCUUCUUCCUGGGGGAGACCCUGAAGUAUCUCUACCUGCUCUUCUCCAACGACACAGAGCUCCUCAGCCUGGACAAGUUUGUGUUCAACACCGAGGCCCACCCACUCCCUAUCUGGCCCUCGCCACCCAAGUAACCCCCCCCCCCCCCCCCCCAUCCCCCGACAGAGGCACUACCUAGGGGAGGUCAGGAACACAAAACUCUUCAAAGUAAAAGUCCCCUCACUUGGAAAAUGGAUCAGGGGUGGAGGAGUAACAUGUUAAAGCAGGGAAACUAUGUUUGUCUCAGAAUGAAAGGCUCUUAUUUUGAAGGAUUUAUUUCUCCCAACAGAAGGGAAUUCAUGAUGGAGCUGGUCUCUUUAGCCAAAAUUGGGUUGUUGUCUUUUUGGGGAGCUGCAUUCAUUUAUUUAUUGUUUGCAUUUGAAUGUUUAAGUUGUCAUUUUGCCAAGAAACAAGCUCAUAAAGAAUGGCGAGUGCCUAUCACGAGUGGCCAGAGCCCAAAGUUAUGUGAAAACAUUGAAUUCGUUUUUUCUGACAAGCAGCAAGGGAAAUGUAUUAUUUUAAACCAAUUGAAGCAACUAAAUUGUAUAAUUUAUGAAGAUACUAGCAGAAUUUUCAUUUUUUCUGAUUCGACUUACUGUUUUGGACAUCAGUUUGAUUGCCCACGCUGACUUACUUGUUGGGCAGCUGCUGACAGAAAGCAGUGUUGCCAUGGAAACCCUGUUCUGAUGCAAUGAACAGAGACUUUAGGUGGGAAAUGUUUUCGGUAGAAAAAGUAACUUGUCUUUCACUGGAAAUGCUUUGCAAUACAAACUCUUCUCUCCUGAACCCUCAGGACUGGAUUAGCAUAGCAUCCUCAUUAGCUUUGAUGAUUCGAGUAAGACUGACUGAAAACGUAAUGUGUGCGCCACAGAUAACAGUUGCACGUAUAUAAAGAGCAAUGUCUGAGCAUUUAUUAGCCAUGGGUUCCCGACUAAAAGAGCAAAGUGCCUGAUCAGACAGAGAGCGCUGAAUCCGCGGUGAAGAACAGAUAAAACCUAGCGGUGAGGGGUUGAUCUGCAGCCAAACGGAGCCAGGUUCAACGCUCUGUCACCAACCUAUGAAUGAAAUCACUUGAAGUCAAUUUGCAUCAAAGAGUAAAUCACGUCUUGCAUAGUAAAUGGUUUUUACUUGAUUUAAAUCAAGUGUAACAACAUGGAUUUCAUCAUGGAGACUGGAAAGGGGAACCAAGCCAAACGUGACAAAGCCUUUUUUACAAUUGUAAUUUUCUGUUGUCGUCAAGUGUUUUUUGUUAUGUGUUUUUCAAUGCAAUGUGGCUUUAAUCCAUUGUCUGACAUUCUGGAAUAUGUUUAUUCAUUUUAUGGUGUGACUAUUUCCGAGGAGAAAUGCUUGAGACAUUGCAAUGACUUGGUAAUUUAAUAAAAAGUAACUAAUAUAAUA